This is a messenger RNA of Camelina sativa (false flax), 738 nucleotides long. RefSeq lists its product as uncharacterized. Gene Ontology annotation, molecular function: nucleic acid binding; 3'-5' exonuclease activity. Lineage: Eukaryota; Viridiplantae; Streptophyta; Magnoliopsida; Brassicales; Brassicaceae. The record is from RefSeq and is a predicted model, not a curated record. Gene Ontology annotation, biological process: nucleobase-containing compound metabolic process. Gene Ontology annotation, cellular component: nucleus; cytoplasm.
AUGGCUCCGAGCAUCAGAACAAUCCGAAGUUACGCUACUCAGGAAAAGUUCUCAGUCGAUUUCUUCGGAGACGAGAUCAUCGUGACCGUGACGCCGGAUCCCUCCGUCAUCGGCCAAUGGAUCCACGACGUCCUCUUCAGCAGCCGCCGCUCCUCUCACCCUCUCCUUGUUGGACUCGGUGUUUACUGGACACCAAAUCGUUCUCGCUCCGAUCCACAACCGGUUCAAUAUCGCUCCGAUUCACAACCGGUUCGUUAUCGUUCCCGUUCUCCUCCACCGGUUCGUCAUCGCUCCCCUGAACCUGAGGCGGAUACUCUCCAGCUAUGCGUUGGUAAUCGAUGUAUCAUCAUCCAGCUCUCUCGCUGUCACCGCGUUCCCAACGUCCUCCGUCGUUUUCUCGAGGAUGGAGAUAACACGUUCGUCGGUGUUUGGAAUAGUCAAGAUGCGAAGAAGCUAGAGGAAUCUAGACAUCAGUUGGAGGUUGUGAGGCUUUUGGAUUUGAGAGUGCACAUUGUAGAUUCGACGGGAAGCAGGACCCUGAGUAAUUGUUCGUUUGAGGAGAUUGUUGAGGAAAAUUUGGGUCACCGAGGAGUGAGGCUAGAAAGGGCGAUCAGCAUGAGCAACUGGAGCGUUGAGUACCUUAGCGACGACCAGAUUCUUCAGGCGACGAUUGAUGCUUAUUGCAGUUUCAAGCUUGGUGUUCUUGACCAUCUCUGGGAAAAACAAAACUACUAUUAG